Molecule: messenger RNA, 1155 nt
Organism: Entamoeba invadens IP1
Lineage: Eukaryota; Evosea; Mastigamoebida; Endamoebidae
Exons: 1
Coding region: 1-1155 (384 amino acids)
Source: RefSeq, a predicted model, not a curated record
AUGACGAGUGAGACCAUUCAGUCAUCAGAGUGUAUGAGCGAAGAGGUUGUUGGGGAUGUCAUGAAUCCGAUCGCGUUUUGCGUUGAAGGAACUAAUCUGAAAGGGGGCUUGGAAAAUCUCAAUACUGUUAUCUUAUUCAUUCGAUACACAGUGGGUAAUACCCAUAUUAAGAUGAGACUCACGAAAGGAUCUCCUGUUGUUUUAAAUGAUAUAACGAAAAGGAAGAUCACGUUGUAUAUGACAACUAAAACACAAAAAAUCGGAGAGGUAAUCUUGACUGACGAACUCGUGGGGUUUGUGUCAAGGAAGAAUUAUUUAAUUACGUUUGACGAACGAUUUUUAUAUACCAAUCCCCAGGCUUUACAGUCCACUGUCAGUAUCUCAUUCAGUUGUUUCACACUACUUCAAAUACAGGACAUUCCUGGUAUCGACUUUAUGCUAACGAAGUGCUUGGACUUCUGUGCUCGACCAGAUGUAUUUUUGAGCUUUAAAUACCAAUCACCUUCUCAAAAUCUCGAGAUUGAGAUCCAAUCAAAACUUCUGUUGAAACCACGUCCCAUCUUUUGCCCCUUUUUCCAAACACAUCCAGUGACAAUAAAAAUCACGCAAAACGCAACAUCUCUCACAUCGAGAUUGUACUCUUCCGUAAUGACAUGUCAUUUAAGCGACUAUCUUCGAUUCCAGUUGGUCACCAUCCCACCCACCCCCGUCAAAACAGUCGUCCUCGACCAGUUCUUGACGUCGAUAAACUGGAGGAAUUCAGUGCUCACAAAAAGAAAGACAUCGUUUCAUAUACUUGACUUCGACGAAGAAGGAAGGGUGGUUAUCAAAGAAGAGACUACUUUUCCUGGUUACUUUGUGAGGAUAGACUCAAAGCUUAGACUAUUAGAAAUAUGGGCUACAAGCGACCUGAUGGGCAAUUGGAUAUCAGUGGAAGAAGAGAAUAAGGAGAGGAUAUACGAAACAACCAUUUAUGAAAAGAGCAAACAACAGAAAAUUGUGACACAGUUCACACAAUACCAAUUCGAAGCAACUUCAGUGACAAAGGUUUGUUUUGGAAAUGAAGAAAUGAAAUCGUUUUCGUUUCAGAUAUACGAGUUGGAGCAAUUUUCAGAAUCUAUUGUCACCCCAAAACAAAUGUUCACAGUUUAUUAA